CGCGGCCUAACGGCAGCGUUGGCGGCAGCGGCGGAGCUGGGGCUGGCGAGCUUUGCUGCUCCAGGUCUCGCGGCGGCGCCUCCGAGGGACCCGGGCCGCGGGUGGAGGCGGGAGGCGCACGGCGGAGGCGUGCGGCGAUGGUGGGCGUCCCUGGAGCGGCCGCCUUCCAGCGUCCUACUUUCCAUCUGUUGCCUUUUCUCUGCCCUGGAAGGCUGACUUAUGUGAACUACAUCAAGAGCUUCCUUCUCAUCUAAGUUGGUGCUGAGAAAAGAGUGCCAGCAAUGCCUGGAUCGCCUGUGGAAGUGAAGAUACAGUCAAGAUCCUCACCUCCCACCAUGCCACCCCUCCCACCAAUAAAUCCAGGGGGACCCAGGCCAGUGUCAUUUACUCCAACAGCAUUAAGCAAUGGCAUCAACCAUUCUCCUCCUACCCUGAAUGGUGCCCCGUCACCACCACAGAGAUUCAGCAAUGGUCCUGCCUCUUCCACAUCAUCUGCACUAACAAAUCAACAGUUGCCAGCCACUUGUGGUGCUCGGCAGCUCAGCAAGUUGAAACGCUUCCUUACCACACUGCAACAGUUUGGCAAUGACAUCUCACCUGAGAUUGGGGAGAAGGUGCGGACUCUUGUUCUAGCGCUGGUGAACUCAACAGUAACAAUUGAAGAAUUCCAUUGCAAGCUCCAAGAGGCUACAAACUUUCCUCUUCGUCCUUUUGUGAUUCCAUUCCUCAAGGCCAAUCUGCCCCUGCUGCAGCGAGAACUGCUGCACUGUGCUCGAGCCGCCAAGCAGACCCCAUCCCAAUACCUGGCUCAACACGAACACCUUCUGCUCAACACAAGUAUCGCGUCACCUGCUGACUCUUCUGAGCUGCUCAUGGAAGUGCAUGGAAACGGGAAGAGGCCCAGUCCAGAGAGGAGAGAAGAGAGCGGUUUUGAAAGAGAUACAAUUCCUCCCGAGCCUCCUGCCAAGAGAGUGUGCACCAUCAGCCCUGCUCCCCGGCACAGUCCUGCCCUCACUGUGCCCCUCAUGAAUCCUGGGGGCCAGUUCCAUCCUACUCCUCCACCUCUUCAGCACUACACGUUAGAAGAUAUUGCAACUUCACACCUGUAUCGUGAGCCCAAUAAGAUGCUAGAACAUCGAGAAGUUCGUGAUAGACACCACAAUCUUAGUCUAAAUGGAGGCUAUCAAGAUGAGUUGGUAGACCACCGUUUGACAGAAAGGGAAUGGGCUGAUGAAUGGAAACAUCUCGAUCAUGCUCUGAACUGCAUUAUGGAAAUGGUAGAGAAGACAAGGCGCUCCAUGGCAGUCCUGCGGCGCUGUCAGGAAUCUGAUCGUGAAGAACUCAAUUACUGGAAAAGACGAUAUAACGAAAACACAGAGAUGAGGAAGACAGGGAGCGAGUUGGUCUCUAGGCAGCACAGUCCUGGGAGUGCAGAUUCUCUCAGCAAUGAUUCUCAGCGAGAAUUCAACAGUAGGCCAGGAACAGGAUAUGUACCUGUGGAGUUUUGGAAAAAAACUGAAGAAGCUGUGAAUAAGGUGAAAAUUCAGGCCAUGUCAGAAGUACAGAAAGCCGUUGCUGAGGCAGAGCAAAAAGCCUUUGAAGUGAUUGCAACAGAGAGAGCUCGGAUGGAGCAAACCAUAGCGGACGUUAAACGGCAGGCCGCAGAGGACGCCUUCCUCGUCAUAAAUGAGCAAGAAGAGUCAACAGAGAACUGCUGGAACUGUGGCCGCAAGGCCAGCGAGACCUGCAGCGGCUGCAACAUCGCACGAUACUGCGGCUCUUUCUGCCAGCACAAGGACUGGGAGCGGCACCACCGCCUCUGUGGCCAGAACCUGCACGGCCAGAGUCCCCACAGCCAGAGCCGGCCACUGCUUCCUGGAGGGAGGGGCUCCUCGGCCAGGUCCACCGACUGCAGCGUGCCAAGCCCGGCUCUGGACAAGACCUCGGCCACCACCUCACGCUCCUCAACACCUGCCUCUGUGACAGCCAUCGACACCAACGGACUCUGAGCCCCAGACUCACUUCCCUCUGAUGACCUCACAGCGCGGCAAACCAUGGCACAGGGGGCCCGGCUGUUUGAACCAGUGCAGUUAGCUGUCGGGUCAUCAGCACGGAGUGAAGUGGAGGCAGGAAGAGUGCAAGGCCAGCCAAUACUGCUCCACAGCCCCUCCGGACACUGGCCCCAGUUUCCUGUCUGUGUCCUGGGGGGAGCUAGUAUGCCACUCUCUCUGCACACAGGCAGCUAGCCAGAGCCGCUCCUCCUUCCUUGGCUUCCAGGUUUGUUCCCGUUCCAGCUGAAACUGGCGUGGCCGUCCCCUUCUCAGUCUAGACCACCAGCUCCCCUCCCUGCCUCUCCAGGCAGCAGACCCGUCAGAGGUGCCCGACCGGGCUGGAGGGGGCUCGCCCCACACACUGCCGCCUACUCCACCGUCCUCCUGCGGCAGAGGCCUGGAAGCUGACAGCAGGCCGUGGAGGAGAUUCCCUCCGACGGGGGCGGCCCCUCUUGCCCUGGAACAGCUCCUUUAGCCCCAUUUCCACCCUCAGCAGAUGCCACUGACUAGCCCCCGCCCCCGGACAUGGGCAGGCAGAAGCAGCACUCAGGACCCUCUCUUCGACCCUGCUGUUCAGACUUGUUAAGAGUAUCAGAAAUCACAGGAGAUAAGUCACCAUUUCACUAAAAGCACCCGUAAUAAUGAAAAACAAAUAAAACUUCCUCCAAGCAUCACAGAUCAUUUUGGACAAGAUUUUCCAACCUGGCUUGCUACUUUAGUUUGGGACCCAUUUUUUUCUCUCUUACCUGAUUUUGCUUAUGCAGAAAUAGUUUCCAGCGCAUGGAUUGGUCUGAGGGAGAAAGACUCAACUGUGGAUAGUCUGUUCUCUCUGAGCAUGUUGGCCAAACUAGUAUCGUCAAACCAUUGAAUGGAUUAUCUAUUGGAAAUGCAGAACCUUUUGUCACCGCUUGGCUGUUUGCACAGUCGUCUUGUUCUGUGUCCCUUUUAUCUCAGACCGCGCACGUCCAGAUCACUGUGUGGAUCUUCUCGUGGUCUCUCUUUGGCCCCUGUUAAGCUAUGGUUGUCCCAUAGGAUGUGAUGUGUUGUGGCUAGGACCUGCCUCAGCAGUCAAGGCCUGCUCACAUCUCAGCAGCCUUCCUGGACCUGAAAGAAUUCUUCAAACCUCAUCCAUAGUACAUAUGAUGUCAGUUUAUUAUCAGACAUUCAGUCUCGGUUUCCUUUAUGGUAUCUAUUUGAUACCUUCCCUCUCUGAGCUAAGAAAAGUUCUGUGAAAUGUGACAACCAUUUUGAGAGAGGCUCACCAAUUUUCCUUGCCAUCAUCAGGAAGUUUUCUAGAUUCUUACCUGGCUCUCCAAAGGUGACAUCACCUAUACCUCUUUUAAAAUAUCAGGAACUGCCACACACAUUCUUCCCUGCCAUUUGUGUUUUGUUGGGAGCACAAGGACCCUGACUCUCCCACUCUCCCCCUCCAAGCCUCCAGCACCCUCUUGCCCCAAGGAAUCUGUUGGGGUGAGUUGGUUGGGCCUGCUCCUGGCCCGUGAAAGCCCAGCUUUAGAUGGCUACCUUCUGUGCACUGACCAGAGGGAAAUAAAAGCUUUGUCUCAUCAAGGAAAAGGGAUUAGUGUAGUAGCGUUGUCCUCACAUACAGGGGUGUCUUACUGCGAGAACUUCUAAGUCCCUAAUUUACCUAAAGAGUCUGUAUCUUGCAAAGGAACUCAGUACCAGGCACCUUUAAAAUACCUGGAUUUCCAGUGCAUAAAGUAAAGUAAGAUAUUCCCAGAGAAUGAAUAACAAUAAUGUUAUCCAUUAAACUGGAAUUCCUUAAACUGCAGCUGUUGGUGGGGCAUCAGGACCAACAGGAAUGAAAUUAGUACUCCGGGAAGGACUUGCCUACAUUUACUUGAGACAUGGGGUAUCCCAUGAGGAAGUCAUAGAGCCUGUGAAUCAGAGCAAGAGAGUAUCCCGUGGUACCCGUUGGGUCUGUCCCCAGGUCACUGCCUUUUCAUUGACAAGAUGUACACCUGGACAGGUUCUUUAAAUCUUCAGUUGGCCACAGGACCAGCCAGGGUAGCCCAGGUUUUUCCUGGUUGGAAUAAAGAGCCAAAAGCAGGGCCCACCGUCCAUUUCUGUAGCUAUGGUUUUAGUUUAGUGUGCGUGUCCUAGGUGGCUGUUGUGAGCUGUGGUUCUACUGAGAGCUGUGUUGGCAGAGUUACUGUGGUGCUGUUCUAGACCGCUUUGCUCACCCGCUGCCCAGAGGCCAAGCUGAAAACCUGGGUAGUAUUCCACACUGUAGUUCAGUUCUCAGACCUUUUGCUGUUCAUUUUGGUCACUUUCACAUCUAGGUUGGUAGGGCAUCUGUCCAAGACUUCCUGUUUAGGUGUAAAGAAUCCCUUUCUUCAGCUCCCUCCUCUGAAAUUCUGCUGUCUGGUUGGGAGAAGGAGGGGCACUGCCUUGGGGUGGGCAGGGAGGGGGUCGAAGGGGCAAGGGUGACUGAGUCCAGCUUCCCUACUUGGUCUCCAGUGUCUGCUCACCAUCCCAGCCACCAGGUUUGGAGUACAAGUUCAGGCUUCCCGCUUUCAUCUAGUUAGGCUUAAAAUAACUUGAUACAGUCAAGCUACUUAGAGGACCAAUCUUCAUAGUUAAUAUUUGGGGGGAGAGAGAAAAGACGGAGGGGAUGGGAGUGGUGGUACUGGAGGUGUCGGGGCGGUCCCGGGCUCUUCAAUAUUAUCGUAGAAAUGAAAAGCAAAUGUGACAUGUGCCUGCCCACCCAUCAGAGCACAUCUGGAGGAUGAGGCCAGUGUUCAGCAUCGCCCACUGAGGGACACUGAGAAGUGCCGGGACUUCACUGUCCUCUGCUUGCGAGAAGUGGUUGCAGGAACCAGGGAAGGCCAGAGUGCCCAAACUGGGAGCCACCUUUAAAUGUUCGGAGGGAUGAUUGAGGGCUGAAUCUUCACACCCUCAGUCGCCCUUUGGGUCCCCACCACCUGCACCAUGUCUGACUCCGCCCAGUGGUGAAAAUGGACUCAAGAAGAAGUUGGCUAAUUCCACCUGCUCAGGAGUAGGCAGCCUACCCUAGGAAUUGCGAGCGUGAAUGGGACUUCCGCUUUGGAGGGUCCCUGCAGCUCCAGGGUGGGCCUCUAGCACAUGUGCUCAGGCACAGGCAUGUGACCCUGAGGUCACAGAGCGAGUGGAUCUUGGACAGUGCUGAGUCAUGCAUGUCUCAGCGAAUUGAAGUCUGGAAACCAGACGCAUCUACCCAGCACAGAUCGGUGUCAUGUUGGCUGCAGUGUGGACAUCCUUUGCCCAUCUGGGCCUGCUAGUCCACCAGGAACUCCUCACUUCUUGGUGUCAACAUGAACAUCUUCAGCUUCUAGACAGAAAAUCUACACUUUACUCUCUAUGGCCUUGUUCCAAAGUCAGAUUGACCCCCAGGGCUGUCACCUGCUCGAAAGGGUGUAGACCUUAUUCUGGAUAGUUCCAGAAGCUAUCUCAGCAAGUGGAGUUGGAGGUUCAGCAACACUAUUGGAAUUGUGUGGUAGUGAGUUCUUCAGAACGAAAUAAUGACCAGGUAGCCAUUUGUCCUGGAAACUGUAGAAGGGAUUGUGGAUUGAAUGAAUCAUUUAGAACACAUCUUCGAAGCUUUCUUCAGAACUGGUGUCAGAACCAGGUCAGUAGACCAAGCCAACUUAGGUUCUUUUGUUUUGUUUUGUUUUGUUUUGUCUUGAAGCUAUUUACAGAGAACUGGGUGGUGGCAUGUUUGAACCAAAUGUAAGAAAAGCCACAGGGACCUGGACUGUUCCAGCAUGGGCCAGCCGGCCAGGUGUCCGGGGAGGAGUCUUGUCUGGGUUGGGGAGGGGGAGCUGGGCGAGCUAUGAAUAGGGCCUUUCUGGCUCUCUAAGUGUCUAGUUCUUAUGAAACCAAAACAUUGACUACCUGCCUCUUUGCCCACAUGCAUUGACAUGCUCAUUUCCAAAGAUGAUGGUGCAGGUGACCUUUUCCGUCGUGAGCCAGGAGAAGGUUGGGAGACCUGAGGGUGGACCUUGCAUCCCCCUUCCGCUCCACAGCCCCAGAAAUGGCACUUCCCUGCAGACCCCAUCCGGUCGGGCCCACAGCUGCCCAGUGUGCACUCGUCGAUGCUUAUACCAAAUAGGGCAUGUGCGGCUGGUGGCUGGCGGAGACAGCCCCGUCCCUGCAUUGGAGUUGGCGGAGAGAAGCGUAGGUGAAUGAUUGAAAGUGCUAUUUGGCUCAGCGGCCUUUGGUCUACUUUCACGGCUUUCCAAGUUCCUGAUGAGGCUACAGAAGCUCCAUCCACAAAAGAAGGCCAAUAAUGUAAAUAAAAAAGUAUGCCUCCGAGCGUGGAUUUUAAAGGGGGAUGAUGAAUGUGAAACCACCCACAGGAUGCGGUAGUCUGGUUUUUCUGUGCUUUGUCAUUUUACUCUGAUAGCGAUUUUUGUUACUUAACUCUGUGCAUAACUUAUUUAAUGUACUGUAUAAAUGAACCAAAACUGUUAAAUAUGUAUUUAGUUUGUUCUACUUAAAGUAGUCAAUAAAAAGGCUAUAUUCCU
Messenger RNA from Neofelis nebulosa (Clouded leopard), 6577 nucleotides. RefSeq names its product CBFA2/RUNX1 partner transcriptional co-repressor 2 (gene CBFA2T2). The coding region runs from base 282 to 2009 and encodes 575 amino acids. Lineage: Eukaryota; Metazoa; Chordata; Mammalia; Carnivora; Felidae. Gene Ontology annotation, cellular component: nucleus. Gene Ontology annotation, biological process: DNA-templated transcription; negative regulation of DNA-templated transcription. The transcript is spliced from 12 exons. The record is from RefSeq and is a predicted model, not a curated record. Gene Ontology annotation, molecular function: transcription corepressor activity.